This is a messenger RNA of Rhizophagus irregularis DAOM 181602=DAOM 197198, 3413 nucleotides long. RefSeq lists its product as uncharacterized. Gene Ontology annotation, cellular component: cytoplasm; cell division site; plasma membrane. Gene Ontology annotation, biological process: cytoskeleton organization. Gene Ontology annotation, molecular function: phospholipid binding; protein binding. NCBI's taxonomy places the organism in Eukaryota, Fungi, Glomeromycota, Glomeromycetes, Glomerales, Glomeraceae. The record is from RefSeq and is a predicted model, not a curated record.
AUAAUCCCAAUUUUAUGUAAUAUAACUGUGUAAUUUUAUUUUUAUUUAGUUGGUAUGCGAGAAUAUUUUUCAGAAAAAAAUUUGUCGUUUUUUUUUGUUAACUGUUACUGAACUAAAUUAUCGUUAAAGAAACGGGUUGUGUUCUUUAACACGUCGUUUAAGCUCGUAUCGUGCUUAAAAAUAAAUUUCGAAGGAUUUAAUAUAACAAAACAUGGAAAUACAAAAUGCACCAAAUAUGAGUUUAAGUUUAAUUGACGGAGCUGGAGAAAGGGAUUAUGAAAUAUUUUCGAACAAUUUUUGGGGAAAAGAAGAAGCAGGAUAUGAAGUACUCACGUCAAGACUAAGGCAAGCUAAACAAACUUGUGAGGAUGUUAGAAAUAUGUUUCAUGAAAGAGCGUUAAUAGAAGAAGAGUAUGCAAAGAGAUUAAUGAGAAUUUCCAAAAUACCAAUUGGGAAAGAUGAGUCUGGGACAUUACGAGAUGCAUUGGAAGUGUGUAGGCAAGAAUUGGAGGCAACAGCAAAAGAACAUAUAACAUUAUCACAGAAAAUCAGAACUGAACUUGAACAAGAAAUAACACAUUUUAUAGCCAGACAAAAAGAAACCAGGAAAUUGCAACAAGCUAUUGCGGAGAAAAGCUUGAGGAAUAAGAGAGAACAUGCAAUAUUAGUUCAAAAGGCCAAAGAAAGGUAUGAAUCAGAAUGUAUAAAAAUACAAGGACUAUUAGCUGGUAAAAAUUCAAUAAUGGGAAAAGAUUUAGAAAAGUUAAAUUUGAAGAUAGAGAAGGCGCAAAUGUCAGCAAAAACAGCAGACCAAGAAUAUAUGAAAUUAGUUAAGGAUGCACAAGACAUAUCACAAAAAUGGAAUUAUGAUUGGAGAACAGCGUGUGAUAAAUUUCAAGAUUUAGAAGAAGAGAGAGUCGACUCGUUAAAAACUUUUUUAUGGACUUAUGCAAAUCUCAUUUCAACGGUUUGUGUAGCAGAUGAUGAAUCUUGUGAGAGAAUUAGAGUUUCGUUGGAACAGUGCAAUGUUGAGAAAGACAUACAAAUAUUUAUUAAAGAGAGUGCAACAGGACCCGAAAUGCCUGAACCACCAAUUUAUGUUAAUUUCUACGCAGGACCAAAAGAGGAUGAAGUAAGGUAUAAGGUAGCAUCAUUUGAUAGAGUACCAGCAUAUAUAGACGGAAAUACAACAACGGCACUAGAUCCACUUUCAUUACAUGAGUAUCAUUCAGCGCAAAAUAUUAAUUCUAAUGGUAAUGGUUAUCACACAAGAAACGGUUCAGAAGAUUAUAAUAGUAUGAAUAAAGAAAGAGCGCAAUUAUAUGCUAAUACAACAUUAAAUACCAUAAAUAAUAACUAUAAUAAUAAAAGUGAGGGAGAAGGAAUUGAACAAAUCGAAGAAGAUCCUGUUGAUCCCAGGGCAAAACAAAUGUUAUCAAUUGGGGACAAUGUAUUUGAAGUAGAAACUGAUGGUAAACCAGUAGAAAAAGAUGAAAUAGCACAAGCAUUAGCGAAUAUGCAAUUAACUGAUGGAAAUAAUAAUAUUGUUGAUAAUGAUAAUCUAUUAAAAUUUCAUUCAACUGGCGGAAGUAUUUCAGGAGGAGGAAAUAAUCCGAUAAAUGUUAAUGGAGGUGGAUCAAACAGGAGGCCUUUACCGGUUAAUUUUGUUACUGAUAAACCACAGCCUCUACUUCCAAGCGAUCAAACUAUUAUCCAACAGCAGCAACAGCAACAACAGCAACAACAGCAACAACAGCAGCAACAGCAGCAACAGCAGAUAAGUAAUAUACCUCAUCAUCAACACAAUAAUUCACAAACUCGAAUACAAUUUAAUCAAUACCAAUUAAAUGGCAAUAAUUCACCAACUCCCACUACAAUCGCCAAUAGUAGUGGUAUAAAUAUAAAUGGACCGGGAGACUUAAGACGACAAUCUUCGGAUUCCAAUAAUAAUGGACCUAUUUCUUCACAACAACAACAAAUUUCUCAAAAUAUGAACAUGAGACCAUCAUCUCAACCUCAGUCCAAUCGAAAUAGUCAGCAACAACAGGGUCCUGGUGAUAUUAGAAGAUUGUCUAAUACAAAUUCUUCUUCGCCAACACUUACACAGGUACCUCAACAAGGUGGAUAUCAACAACAACAAAUACAAGGACAAAUGAUCUCACAAGAUCAAAUUCCCACUCAAGGAAAUAACAAUAAUAAUAAUAAUAACAGCAGCAAUUUAAACAGAUCAGAUACUUUACGUACUACUUCCACUAAUAGUAGUAAUAAUUCUUUAGGUAUACAAUUAGAUGUACUUGGUCGCGUUAAACAAGAUGAUUUAGCUGAGAGUUUUGUAAUUAAUGGCGGUAGACUACCACCUGAAUCUGCUAGAUUUCAAAUGAAUUCGCAAGGUAUCCCUCAAGGUGUACAACAGCAAAUAUCUUCUCAAGGUCAAAUUUCUCCACAAGGACAACAAGUAUAUCAACAUAAUAAUUAUAAUUUACCAAUAAAUCAGUCUUCAUUUCGUGGUCAACCUCAGCAGGUUGUUAGGCAGCAACAAAUUAUUUCUCCACAAAUUCAGCAACAAGUUCAGCAACAACAACUGAAUAGAAGUAAUACUCUUAAUUCAAAUUCCACUUUGACUAGUGCUUUUCAUCAUCAACAACAACAAGGUAACCCAAGAACUACUUUACAAGGCUCUGUUAGUGUUCAACAACAACAGCAGCCACUUGUUGGAGGUCAACUUGCUGGACAACCUCAGCAUCAACUUAAUUUUCAGGAUCAAAAUUUCUAUACUGGUCCUAUAAUGGCUCAAGCUCAAUAUCAAAGACCUCCUGUUGGUGGUGGCGCAAAUGUUCAAGGGUUCCAACAAAUACAACAAGUACCUCAGCAGCAUCACCUACACAGACAAUUACCUCAAUUUGGCUUACAACAAUCACUUCAACCAAUGGCGAGAGGAAUUCAAUUACAAUAUGGUCACCAACCAAUUUUACAAAGAUCUAUUAUUCCUAUAGACAAUCGACAGCGUACUGAAGAUGGUAAACCAAUUGAAUUCUAUGUUAAAGCAUUAUAUGAUUAUCAAAAAACUAUACCCGAAGAAAUUUCAUUUACUGCUAACGAUGUUAUAGCUGUUUUAAAUACCCAUAGUGAUGGUUGGUGGGAAGGAGAGAUAUUAGAUGAAACGAGAAGAAAUAGAGGUUUGUUCCCAAGUAAUUAUACCGAAAUCUUACGGUAAAUUAUUUUAUAUGAAAUACUUAAAAUAAGUAGAGAAAAAUUGCGAUUGAAUUAAUGUUUAUAUAGAAUUAUAUUUUUGUACAAUUAUUUAAUAUUAUUUUUAUUUAGCAGUUAGUAAUAAACUUUGUGUAAAUACUUUGAUAAGGUUAAAAUGUCUAAUUUAAUUAAUUAUUAAACGAUUAUAAGUUAGUCUGUUAUGG